Messenger RNA from Eutrema salsugineum, 1254 nucleotides. RefSeq names its product putative F-box protein At3g17620. The coding region runs from base 16 to 1221 and encodes 401 amino acids. The transcript has a single exon. Gene Ontology annotation, molecular function: protein binding. Lineage: Eukaryota; Viridiplantae; Streptophyta; Magnoliopsida; Brassicales; Brassicaceae. The record is from RefSeq and is a predicted model, not a curated record.
CCUGCAAAAUUGACGAUGAUGUCUGAUCUUCCAAGGGAUUUGGCAGAGGAGGUGUUCUCUAGGCUCCCGAUGAAAUCUCUGAGAGGAUUCCGAUCUGCUUGCAAAAACUGGAACACAUUAUUUAAAGAUCGGUCCUUUACAAAGAAUCACCUUGCUCAAGCAAAAGCAGCAGCAGCAAAGGAGUUUAUGGUGGUAAUGGUGAUAGAGUUUCGUGUUUAUUUAAUGACCCUCGAUCUCCAUGGAAUUCACAAGGGCGUAGACCCAUCUAUGGACCGUAAAGGUAAGCUUAUUAGCCUAGAAGAUUCAGAUGGAGUCGAUAUAUCACUAGUCUAUCACUGCGACGGAUUAUUGUUAUGCAUCGCAAAAGACUACGCUAGGUUCGUUGUUUGGAAUCCAUAUUCGGGCAAAACCUUGUGGCUCAAGCCAAGAAGUCCUCACGAUAGACUGGACUGGUACAGGUAUGCUAUUGGAUACCAGAAUAGCAAAUCAUGCCGCAGCUACAAAAUUUUGAGAUUUGUUGAUGGUUUACAUGGAUUUGAUGGAUUUGUUGAGUACGAAAUAUACGAGUUAGAGUCUAAUUCAUGGAGGGCUCUUGAUGUCACAUCCGAGUGGUUUAUAGAGUUUUAUGCACGUGGCGUGUCCGUCAACGGAAAUACUUCUUGGUUUGCUCAACAAAAGCGUCAAGGCAACAGACAUGGAGAGAUUGCUGAUUUCUUGAUCUGUUUUGAUUUUACAGCAGAGAGGUUUGGACCGCGUCUUCGUCUCCCGUUUCACUCUUAUAUUGGAGAUACUGUGACUCUCUCUAGUGUUAGAGAAGAGCAACUUGAUGUGUUAUUUCAGCGAAAGGAGACAGCACGUAUAAAGAUUUGGGUUACGACUAAGAAUGAGCCUAAAGAGGUGCGGUGGAACAAGUUGUUCUUAGCAGUGGAUAUGAUACCACUCACUUAUGUUCAGUUUGGACCUUCACAAGGAAGUUUCUUCAUUGACCAAGAGAAUAGAGUCGCUGUGGUUUUUGAUAAAGACGAUGAAGAUGAUGAUUGGUUCGAUCGCAACAUAGCUUAUAUCAUUGGAGAGGAUGGGUAUUUCAGACAAGUGGAUCUUGGAAGUUCUACAGAAAUACAUCGUCCAUUUGGGUGCUCUUAUGUUCCAAGCUUAGCCCUAAUCAAGCAAUGUGCCACAAGGAAAAUUAAAAUAGAUUAUUUUAUUUUUUUUUGUCUAUAGUCCAUUUGCGAUUACUCAACAUUUAUGUCUUGU